CAGUACACUUAUGCCGAUAUAAGUAAGCGCAGUAUUAAAUGCGCACGUUGGUUGCAGCAACAGGGCAUGAAACCGGGCGAUGUAAUCGGUCUUUGUACCAAUAAUAACCUAGACGCGAUUAUAGCAUUGUUGGGCAUUCUAUACUUAAAUGGAAUAUGCCAUACGUGGGAUUAUGAGCUCUUCUUAAUGACAGCACGAAACUUUCUCUCAUCGUCGUCGCCAAAAAUAAUUUUUACGAUACCAGUAUCGGCCGCGAUUUUAAAGGAAGCAGCAAAGGAACUGCAACUGGAUGUAAAAAUAGUGAUUCUUGGCAAACUAGAUGGAUACGAGUCGAUGGAUGAUAUAAUAAAAGAUAACGAUAGUCGCGAUAUUGAAGAAUUUGAGUGUACUCCAAUUGAUAACCUGGACGAAAUUAGUAUCAUUGUUCCUUCUUCAGGUACCUCGGGUAUGCCGAAAGCUGUUGAGGUCAGGCAUUCUAGUAUUAUUAACUAUCUGAACCCCCAACAAAUUGCUAAAAUGAAAAAUGAUGUUUGCUACUUUACUACGACAUUACGUUGGAUGUAUGGCAUUCUAUUAGCAUUACAGGCUAUCUUGUCGUAUUCAACUACAAUUUUAGUAUCAGAAACUGUGACAAACAUUGAUGUCGAGUACAUUUGCAAGAUUAUCGAAAAAUAUCAAGUAAGUAAAAGUAAUAACUGAAAUGCAAAAUAUGAAAUAAAAUUCAAAAUCAGACGUCA
This is a messenger RNA of Wasmannia auropunctata (little fire ant), 737 nucleotides long. Its product is annotated as luciferin 4-monooxygenase-like. Gene Ontology annotation, molecular function: long-chain fatty acid-CoA ligase activity. Lineage: Eukaryota; Metazoa; Arthropoda; Insecta; Hymenoptera; Formicidae. Gene Ontology annotation, biological process: fatty-acyl-CoA biosynthetic process; long-chain fatty acid metabolic process. The transcript is spliced from 2 exons. Bases 67 to 699 code for a protein of 210 amino acids. The record is from RefSeq and is a predicted model, not a curated record.